Messenger RNA from Micropterus salmoides (largemouth bass), 3368 nucleotides. RefSeq names its product solute carrier family 15 member 4 (gene slc15a4). The record is from RefSeq and is a predicted model, not a curated record. Gene Ontology annotation, molecular function: transmembrane transporter activity. Gene Ontology annotation, biological process: oligopeptide transport; transmembrane transport. Gene Ontology annotation, cellular component: membrane. Bases 1 to 1746 code for a protein of 581 amino acids. The transcript is spliced from 8 exons. Lineage: Eukaryota; Metazoa; Chordata; Actinopteri; Centrarchiformes; Centrarchidae.
AUGGCUAACAACAGGGAUGCCAAUGAGAGCACCCCUCUCUUGGACUCAGAUUCUGGGACCAUACCUUCACCACCAUCAGUUUUCCAAGGAAGAGGACUGGCGUGUGCUGCCAUCCUGCUGGCUGAAUCAUUAGAAAGGAUGGCAUUCUACGGCAUCACAUCCAAUCUUGUGCUUUUUCUCAAUAGUAAUCCCUUUUAUUGGGAGGGCACUCAGGCGAGCCAGGCGCCUCUGAUGUUCAUGGGAGUUACCUACCUGAUUUCACCAUUUGGAGGCUGGCUGGCGGAUGCAUACCUUGGGAAAUUCUGGACAAUUGUUUCAAGUUUGAUCCUAUACUUUAUUGGCAUGCUAUUUUUCCCUUUCAUUUCAAAUGAAGACACCAGGAUAAACCUAUGUGGAGAAGAGGUGGCAUUUCCUGUGCAACCUGCUGAGUGUCUGAGCACAAACAGUACCCCUCCAAGCAAUGUGACCUGCCCCAUUCGCAGCCCAUAUUGUGGCCCAGUAGUUUACAGUGCACUUUUUUUAAUUGCAUUAGGUGUGGGUACUGUGAAGUCCAACAUCACUCCCUUUGGGGCAGAUCAGGUCAAAGACAGAGGGCCAGAGGCCACUCGCAGAUUCUUCAACUGGUUCUACUGGUGCAUCAAUUUAGGAGCCAUCUUGUCUCUUGGAGGUGUGGCCUACAUCCAGCAAAAUGUCAGCUUUGAGCUCGGCUACAUCAUUCCCACUGUGUGCCUCGGGGUCUCCUUCCUGGUCUUUCUCCUGGGACGUACCGUUUUCAUCACCAAGCCUGCUGAUGGCAGCGCCUUCACCGACAUGUUCAAGAUCCUGGGAUUCGCCUGCUGCUCCCCAAAACCAAAGGAGCCUUACCUGCUCCGCAAUAAACCAACACUACUAGACAGUGCCAAAGUGACCUAUGGAGGAACAUUUCCAGAAGAGAAAGUAGAGGAAGUGAAAGCCCUGAUGAAAAUCCUGCCCGUUUUCUUAGCCCUUAUCCCAUACUGGACUGUGUACUUCCAGAUGCAGACAACUUACGUCCUGCAGAGCCUCCAUCUGAGGAUUCCUGAUAGUGCCUCGAACAGCACUGCUGACCUCCACCAGAUGACGUUCCGCUUCCCGGCCGCCUGGCUCACCAUGUUUGAUGCACUGCUCAUCCUUAUGCUGAUUCCCCUUAAGGACAAAGUGGUGGACCCCAUCCUGAAACGCCGUGGGCUGCUGCCUUCCUCUCUGAAGAGGAUUGCAGUGGGGAUGUUCUUUGUUAUGUGCUCGGCUGUAGCAGCGGGUAUUUUGGAGACAAAACGCUUAGAUAUCGUCAAAUCAAAUGGUACCAUCGACCAGGUGCUUGGCAACGUUAUCUACUACGCUGCAGAUUUACCCAUAUGGUGGCAAGUGCCUCAAUAUGUGCUGAUAGGAAUCAGCGAAGUCUUUGCCAGCAUUGCAGGUCUGGAGUUUGCCUAUUCUGCAGCCCCCAAGUCCAUGCAGAGUGCCAUCAUGGGGCUCUUCUUCUUCUUCUCUGGGAUUGGCUCCUUCGUGGGCUCUGGCUUGUUGGCUAUUGUCUCCAUCAAAGCGAUUGGCUGGAUGUCAUCCCACAAAGACUUUGGUAAUAUCAAUGACUGCUCUCUGCACUACUACUUCUUCCUCCUCGCAGGGAUCCAGGGCGUCACCUUGCUGGUCUUCCUUAUUGUAUCUGUCAAGUAUGACAAGCAGAGAGGCAGAGCAGGAAGCCAAAGGCAGAGACACGCCUCCUCUUGACCCACACACACAUCCCCAUAUCCCCCUCACCAUACCUGCCUUAUCACCAUAUCCAAGACCCUGUUGAAUAGGUACUUGCUAAUAAAUUCCUACAAAAGUUAGGUUUACCUCUGUCACUCACAAAUUAUCUUAACAAUUAUAUACUGUAUUUCUUAUUUAUGUUUAUUUUAGCUUUAAAAUGUGGACUCUUUACCCUUUUUUUUAAUAACAAUAUUCGUUUUACAUCACUGGAUGCACAGGUACCACUGAAAGUACAGAGAUUAAUUCGGGAGCCAUGUCUGAAUCAUUUCUACUGGCUCCCUCACUCCUGUUUACUCUUGUUGUCUUUCUUUGAUCAUUUGCACUUGACUUGAGGAGUGGUGCCAUAAAAAAAAUACGGUAUCUAGGUAUUUUCUAAUCGUGAAGACUGCUCAGAUGUUUUUGUAGUUAGAUUUUUUCUUUUAACAAAUUUUUGGACUCUACCAUUUUACAGACCCUAGUAAGGCACAUCAAUAUUUAGUCAAACUGACAGUUUAAUGACUUUUAGACUUACAUCCGCAGUCUGAUAUUGGGGUAUUUGAGCAUUAAAGGUACUUUGAUGUUUGCAUUAUUUCUUUUAUAGAUUGUCAAAUACCUAUGGAGUAAGAGCGAUUUUACGUUUAAGUCUUGUUGCAGAAUCCCAGAAAAGAUUGCUGUUAAUGUUGAGACAGAAUAGAGCUUUUGUUUGAGGAGAUUCCAAAUAAACACACUUACAGUUUUGAGAGAAAAAACAUGAGUUUCCACUGCCUGUGACUACAUAUAGUAAUCCAGAUAAUCAUGUUAAAAAUACUCCAUGACUCCUAUGAAUCUUCACGGUAGUGUUUUAAUUUCUGGUCAAGCUGCAAAGCUGCAUGUCCGAAUGACAAACAGCUAAUUGGAAGCUAACCUUAAUCUUAACCGGCAACCUUGAGUGUAGCUCUUAAACGAUCCACUGCAUUAAUUCUUGGAUCGUGAUGAAAAGGAGCGCUGGAAUUAAUACUGACAAAUUAAAGAUGUAAAUCAUUCACAUUGAUUUAUAUUUAGAAUAAAUCAGAGCAACAUAAAUCUUCCACAGUGUUUUACAAUGUUCAUGGCUUCACAGCUUCGCCAGAAAGUCUUGAAAAAUAAGCUUUUUGUUGUUGUAUUUAUUAGACUGUGAUGCAUUUCUUUUAGCUUAUGUUGCUUAGAAGAAAACGCUUUGUGUGUUUCUUGAAUUCACAGAAUAAGUAUAGCACAAAUUACUGAAUUUGAUUAAAGCAAGAAAACUCUCAGGGCUUGAGGAAUGUCGACUGACAUAACUCUCCAGGAAAUGUAAAACUGCCUUUGGGAGCUCAGAACAGUGUUUACCCUGUGGUGUAAAUAAUGUUACAUUUGUAACAGCACAUAAAAAGUAAGGAGCUAUCACACAGACAGUAAUGAUGCUUGUUACAGUGAUUUUAGUUUGUGUGUAAUUACCGGAGAAAUGGAUAUUUCUUGUUUAUUUCAUAUUUUAUAUAUACUUGCUUUGUCAUCUCAGUCCUCUAUUACAUUUAUUUUGGAAUUAUAUUCUUUUUUCAUGAUGCUACAGAACUGAAAUAUUGUUUUGUGGUUAUAUUUGUGGCCAUUAAAGUAUAUUAAAUUGAGAA